This is a messenger RNA of Colletotrichum siamense, 246 nucleotides long. RefSeq lists its product as uncharacterized. The coding region runs from base 1 to 246 and encodes 81 amino acids. The record is from RefSeq and is a predicted model, not a curated record. Lineage: Eukaryota; Fungi; Ascomycota; Sordariomycetes; Glomerellales; Glomerellaceae. The transcript has 3 exons.
AUGGAUAUGCUUUACGCCGUGCUCAGGUGUUUCUCGUUGCCGCCGCUGAGAUUGCAUUUGGUCCCCGGGAAGGAAAAUCUUGGCAAGGCCUGGACGAGUCCGCAGCCGAGUCUUCCCCACAUGCAAGCUGCGAAGCGGCUUCAUCUCCUCGUUGAAAGGAAGAACAUCGCUGAAAUCAUACGACUCAACAGACUCAGCAAGAACCAUGAGCCGGCCGUCACUCAAAGCCCGAAACCGGCAGGUUAA